Messenger RNA from Propithecus coquereli (Coquerel's sifaka), 3100 nucleotides. It is a transcript of the gene ENPP2, whose product is annotated as ectonucleotide pyrophosphatase/phosphodiesterase 2. Bases 89 to 2680 code for a protein of 863 amino acids. Gene Ontology annotation, biological process: immune response; estrous cycle; phosphatidylcholine catabolic process. NCBI's taxonomy places the organism in Eukaryota, Metazoa, Chordata, Mammalia, Primates, Indriidae. The transcript is spliced from 25 exons. Gene Ontology annotation, molecular function: zinc ion binding; phosphatidylcholine lysophospholipase A1 activity; scavenger receptor activity. The record is from RefSeq and is a predicted model, not a curated record.
AACAGACUAAACUCGGAGCCCCAAAAGCAGUGCAUUCAGUGUAGGCAAAGAGAACACGCUGCAAAAGCCUUUCCAAGAAUCCUCUGACAUGGCAAGGAGAAGCUCCUUCCAGUCGUACCAGAUAAUAUCCCUGUUCACUUUUGCCAUUGGAGUCAAUAUCUGCUUAGGAUUCACUGCACAUCGAAUUAAGAGGGCAGAAGAAUGGGAUGAAGGUCCUCCUACAGUGUUAUCAGACUCCCCUUGGACCAACACCUCUGGAUCUUGCAAGGGCAGAUGCUUUGAACUUCAAGAGGUUGGACCUCCUGAUUGUCGGUGUGACAACUUGUGUAAGAGCUACAUCAGUUGCUGCCAUGACUUUGAUGAGCUCUGUUUGAAGACAGCUCGUGGCUGGGAGUGUACGAAGGACAGAUGUGGAGAAGUAAGAAAUGAAGAAAAUGCCUGUCACUGCUCAGAGGACUGCUUGGCCAGGGGAGAUUGCUGUACUAAUUACCAAGUGAUUUGCAAAGGAGAGUCGCAUUGGGUAGAUGAUGACUGUGAGGAAAUAAAGGCCCCAGAAUGCCCUGCAGGGUUUGUUCGCCCUCCAUUAAUCAUCUUCUCUGUGGACGGCUUCCGUGCAUCAUACAUGAAGAAAGGCAGCAAGGUCAUGCCUAACAUUGAAAAACUGAGAUCUUGUGGCACACAUUCUCCCUAUAUGAGGCCUGUGUACCCAACAAAAACCUUUCCUAACUUAUACACUUUGGCCACUGGACUGUAUCCAGAAUCACAUGGAAUUGUUGGCAAUUCAAUGUAUGAUCCUGUAUUUGAUGCUACUUUCCAUCUGCGAGGGCGAGAGAAAUUUAAUCAUAGAUGGUGGGGAGGUCAACCGCUAUGGAUUACAGCCACCAAGCAAGGGGUGAAAGCUGGAACAUUCUUUUGGUCUGUUGUCAUCCCUCACGAGCGGAGAAUAUUAACCAUACUGCAGUGGCUCAGCCUGCCAGAUAACGAGAGGCCUUCCGUCUAUGCCUUCUAUUCUGAACAACCUGAUUUCUCUGGACACAAAUAUGGCCCUUUUGGCCCUGAGAUGACAAAUCCUCUGAGGGAAAUUGACAAAACUGUGGGGCAAUUAAUGGAUGGACUGAAACAACUAAAGCUGCACCGGUGUGUCAAUGUCAUCUUUGUUGGAGACCAUGGAAUGGAAGAUGUCACAUGUGAUAGAACUGAGUUCUUGAGCAAUUAUCUGACUAAUGUGGAUGAUAUUACUUUAGUGCCUGGAACUCUAGGAAGAAUUCGAUCCAAAUUUAGCAAUAAUGCUAAAUAUGACCCUAAAGCCAUUAUUGCUAAUCUCACAUGUAAAAAACCAGAUCAGCACUUUAAACCUUACAUGAAACAGCACCUUCCCAAACGCUUGCACUACGCCAACAACAGAAGAAUUGAGGAUAUCCAUUUAUUGGUGGACCGCAGGUGGCAUGUUGCAAGGAAACCUUUGGAUGUUUACAAGAAACCAUCAGGAAAAUGUUUUUUCCAGGGAGACCAUGGAUUUGAUAACAAGGUCAACAGCAUGCAGACUGUUUUUGUAGGUUAUGGCCCAACAUUUAAGUACAAGACUAAAGUACCUCCAUUCGAAAACAUUGAACUUUACAAUGUUAUGUGUGAUCUCCUGGGAUUGAAACCAGCUCCUAAUAAUGGGACCCAUGGAAGUUUGAAUCAUCUCCUGCGUACUAAUACCUUCAGGCCAACCAUGCCAGAGGAAGUUGCCCGACCCAAUUAUCCAGGGAUUAUGUACCUUCAGUCUGAUUUUGACCUGGGCUGCACCUGUGAUGAUAAGGUAGAGCCAAAGAACAAAUUGGAUGAACUCAACAAACGCCUUCAUACAAAAGGGUCUACAGAAGAGAGACAUCUCCUUUAUGGACGACCUGCAGUGCUUUAUCGGACCAGAUAUGAUAUUUUAUAUCAUACUGACUUUGAAAGUGGUUAUAGCGAAAUAUUCCUAAUGCCCCUCUGGACAUCAUAUACUGUUUCCAAACAGGCUGAGGUCUCUGGCAUUCCCGAGCAUCUGACGAAUUGUGUGCGGCCUGACGUCCGUGUUUCUCCGAGUUUCAGUCAGAACUGUUUGGCCUACAAAAAUGAUAAGCAGAUGUCCUACGGAUUCCUCUUUCCUCCUUAUCUGAGCUCUUCUCCAGAGGCUAAAUAUGAUGCAUUCCUUGUAACCAACAUGGUUCCGAUGUAUCCUGCUUUCAAACGGGUCUGGAAUUAUUUCCAAAGGUUAUUGGUGAAGAAAUAUGCCUCAGAAAGAAAUGGAGUUAAUGUGAUAAGUGGACCAAUUUUUGACUAUGACUACGAUGGCUUACAUGACACAGAGGACAAAAUAAAGCAGUAUGUGGAGGGCAGUUCCAUUCCCGUGCCGACACACUACUACAGCAUCAUCACCAGCUGCCUGGAUUUCACUCAGCCUGCUGACAAGUGUGACGGCCCUCUCUCUGUGUCCUCCUUCAUACUUCCUCACCGGCCCGACAAUGACGAGAGCUGCAAUAGCUCAGAGGAUGAAUCGAAAUGGGUAGAAGAACUCAUGAAGAUGCACACAGCUCGGGUGAGGGACAUCGAACAUCUCACCAGUCUGGAUUUCUUCAGAAAGACCAGCCGCAGCUAUCCAGAAAUUCUGACACUCAAGACAUACCUGCAUACAUAUGAGAGCGAGAUUUAACUUUCUGAUCAUCUUCAGUGCAGUCUUAUCAACUGGUGUAUAUUUUUAUAUUGUUUUUGUAUUUAUUAAACCAGAACCUUAAAAAAUGUUAGUAUUUUAAUCCUGUACCAGAUCUGACAUAUUAUGCCUGAAUGACUCCACUGUUUUUCUCUAAUGCUUGAUUUAGAUAGUCUUGUGUUCUAAGUAGAGCUUGUAAUAAAUACUGCAGCUUGAGUUUUUAGUGGAAGCUUCUAAAUGGUGCUGCAGAUUUGAUAUUUGCAUUGAGGAAAUAUUAAUUUUCCAAUGCACAGUUGCCACAUUUAGUCCUGUACUGUAUCGAAACACUGAUUUUGUAAAGUUGCAUUCAUUUGCUGUUAACUAUGACAGACAUAUUUAAGCCUUAUAAACCGAUCUUAAACAUAAUAAAUCACACAUUCAGUU